CUCUUCCCACAGCCCUUCGUCACUCUGAAUGGGAGUUUUGUGGUGAAAGCUCGUGGAUUUACCGCCUGCUGGACGUGUUUUGGGCUGAAAUGCGCGCGAGUGUUUGACCGGAGCGCGCGCGUACCUGCCGGACGGACCGACCUUCAGGAGGAAUAUACACACAAACCAGGAGUAUUAUCGCUCGCGUUGGAUAUGCUCACCUGAACCUGUCUGGAUGGGAUGCACCGUGAGUUUCAUCUGCUGUGAAGACGAUUUUCUGCAGAUGCCUUUGGAUCAGCAUGUGGAGAAAAAGAAAGAGGAAAAGAGGCUGUUAUUUAAGCCUGAAGAGUUUGAAGCCGUUCACUCGCACACCUUCCGGCUGAAGACGUUCAAGAAGGGGAAACACUGUGGCGUUUGCAAGCAGACGGUCAACAAUGAGGGGCUCAUCUGUAGAGUUUGCCGGUUAGCCUGCCACCGGAAGUGUGAAGUCAAGGUCUCGUCCUCCUGCGUUCCUGUUGCCAACUAUGAACUGGCCCCCAGCAAUGAGCUCCCUCUGAAACAUAUCGAGACCACAGGCUCAACCAAAUCCUCCAAGAGCAUGGAGUCUCGACGCAGACCGUCCAGGAGUUUGAGUUUGAUCCAGGCCAUGGAGGAGAACUAUGAGGUGGAUCUGGUUUACAUCACAGAGCGCAUCAUUUCGGUCACCUUUCCCAGUAAUGCAGAGGAGCCCAGUUACAGCGCCAACAUUAAAGAAGUGGCAAACAUGCUGCGCUCCAAACAUGGAGACAACUACCUGCUCUUCAACCUCAGUGAAAAGCGCUUGGAUAUCUCCAAGCUGAACCCCAAAGUGCUGGAUUUUGGCUGGCCGGAUCAUCACGCUCCUGCUUUGGAUAAGAUCUGCAGCAUCUGCAAAGCCAUGGACACUUGGAUGAACGCUGGCAGUCACAAUGUGGUGGUCAUACACAAUAAGGGAAACCGAGGUCGAACAGGGGUGGUUGUGGCUGCGUACAUGCAUUACAGCAACAUAUCAGCGAGUGCCGACCAGGCUCUGGACAGGUUCGCCAUGAAGAGGUUUUAUGAAGAUAAAGUGCUUCCUGUGGGUCAGCCUUCCCAGAGAAGAUACGUGCAGUACUUCAGCGGUCUGCUCUCCGGCCACAUCAAGAUCAACAACAAGCCCCUGUUUCUCCAUCACGUCAUCAUGCACGGCAUCCCAAACUUCGAGUCUAAAGGAGGUUGCCGCCCUUUCUUGAAGAUCUACCAGGCCAUGCAGCCCGUCUACACAUCUGGCAUCUAUAAUGUCCAGGGAGACAGUCAGACUAGUAUCUGCAUCACCAUUGAACCCGGCCUGCUUCUGAAAGGAGAUAUACUGCUGAAGUGUUAUCACAAGCGUUUCCGCAGCCCGUCUCGUGAUGUCAUAUUCAGAGUUCAGUUUCACACCUGCGCUGUUCAUGAUCUGAGCAUCGUCUUCGGCAAAGAUGAGCUUGAUGAAACCUUUAAAGACGACAGGUUUCCUGAAUAUGGAAAGGUGGAAUUCGUCUUUUCUUUUGGCCCAGAAAAAAUCCAAGGAAUGGACCACCUUGAGAACGGACCCAGUGUUUCUGUGGACUAUAAUACUCAAGAUGCUCUGAUCCGCUGGGAUUCCUACGAGAACUUCAACCAGCUCUGCGAAGACUCCAUGGAAGACGUUAUUCACACCGAAGGUCCAUUGGAUGGUAGUCUCUACGCUAAAGUUCGUAAGAAAGAGUCUCUAGAGGGAGGUGUCACAACAAACGGUCUCCCAGCUGUGGUUGACCACACAUUACCUGCAGUAGACCACACUCUACCACCAGUUGACCACGCCUUGUCUGUAAGCAGUGAUUCAGGCAACUCCACAGCGUCCAUCAAGACUGACCGCACAGAUGAAGCCAGCCAUCAGCCGGCGUUGGUGAGUCAGCCGUCUUCCCAGCCCCUCAGCCCAGAGGAGAAGCAGGAGCUGGACCAGUUGCUCAGUGGUUUGGAAGCACCAAUGCAUCGCACAGGUUACCAAAGCAGCCCUGGUGGGGGUGGGGGUGGAGGUGGAGGUGGAGUCCUACAUCUAGUCCCCGCACAGGUUCACGUGAAUGGCCACAGCAACCUAGACAGAGAGACAGAUAUCCUUGAUGAUGACCUGCCCAUCAGCCAGGAGGGGAACAGUGUGGACAGUCUUGGAACUCUCUCGUCUUUUGAGGGCAGAGCCACUCCUGCGGAUCUAUACUACCAAUCAGAGACGGUCAUUAAUGGACAAGAUAUGCCAUACUUGGAAAAGAGUGUCCAUGAGAAAAUGCUAGAGCCCAGAGUCCAUAGCUCAUCAUCUGUCCAGGAGCACUUGGGAGCCCCUAGUGGGUAUGCCAACCAGAAUGGCAAUAUCUAUCGAUCUCAGUCAUUAGUGGCAACCCCAAACACAGAGCAGAAGUACAUGCCCAAAGCUCCAGCACGCACAACCAGCAGUAGGGAUGCCGUGCAGAGACUGAAUGUUUGGCAACAAUAUGGUGUACCAGAAGUCCCAGUCACAGAUGGGGUCACCUUCAACCCGGUACUACAAUCCCACAGCCUUCCGGAGUUCCCUCAGAUGGCAUCUCAACAAGAGAUUGAGCAGUCCAUUGAAGCCCUUAACAUGCUGAUGCUGGACCUUGACCCAGCACUUACUCAAGUACCCAAAUCCCACAGUGCCCCAUCUGGAGAAAGUGGUGUGGUUACCACCCAACCAUCAUUCUCCCAAACUCAAGCACGUCCAUCCUACCAGGCUGACACUGCUAUUCAUGACCGUGGUGGUGCCUCUUCAAUGGGAUACCCGUUGACCUUUCAACAAGUAGCUGCAGAGCCUUCACAACCCACCAUGAACCAGCAGAGGCCCACAACUACAUCCCAGAAUAGCGAAUUCACUUCUGAAGCAGGAGGUCAGGCGCCCAUGUCCCAGUCCACAGUGCCUUCCACCACCUUUGGAGUUCUCCAGUUGAAAUCCCUCAACAUUUACCCCUCAAGUACCACAUCCCAGUCCCCCGAGCCUCAGGAGACCCAGCGUAGCUACUCUUCUUCCUCAUCCCCUCUUCCCAAAGAGUCUGAACCAGAUGAUAGCAGCUACAAAUUGGAGGGUCUUGUUGCUCACCGUGUAGCUGAGUACACUGCUCGUAUCCGAUGCAUCAAUGACAGCCAGAGUGCUCCCGAGUUGGGCCAUCGCCGUCGCUCUCUCUCCUUCAGUGGACUUCCGUCUGGCGAAAUGUCGCCAGAUGAGGCUGCAGUACCCGGACGCUGUCGGACCCUCAGUGAGGGCCUUUCCCAAGACGAAAGCCCAACUCGAGGAAGCUCAGUCCGCUCCCCCAUUCGCUGCAUCUCACCCGAGCUGGCCAAUACAAUUGCUCUGAACCCUGGGGGGCGGCCCAAGGAGAGGCACAUGCACAGCUACAGAGAAGCGUUUGAGGAAAUGGAUGGAGGUCCCGUUAGCCCCCCUCCAAUUGUUGGUGGUGAGGUCCUACCCCAAACCCCUGCCUUCCCUGUCUCGCCACAAACCCCUUACUUCAACAUGUGUCGAUCUCCUCCAGGAUUGGCUAAAACACCACUGUCCUUCCUGGGCCUGAAGCCCCACAACCCUGCUGAGAUCCUGCUCAACCAGACGGGCUCAGAGCCUCGUAGUUAUGUGGAGUCUGUGGCGAAGGCAGCAGCAGUACCUGCAUCUCCAACGUAUGACAGUGACAGCGUAACUCGUCCUGCUGGACCGUCCCAUGCGUACAAUGCUCCACUUUCCUCUAGCAGCCCAAUUCAGAACCCAGAUCCAGUCGAAAGCACAUUGGCUGACAGUGGGGUGGGGAUGAAUUCUUUAUCCCAGGCUGCUGUCGACAUCUUCCAUUUCCAGCCCUCCGAAAUCCCAUACCAACCACCACCACCCCCCUACCCAACCUCCAUGUUGGGUAGCUACAUCAGCCCCUCUCCAGCAGAGGCCAUGCAAAAUAAUACCAUCACCACCAUCCAGCCACUCUCUGGAAGUCCUGGGACAAGACACCACACCAUCCUUUCUGACAUGACAUCCGUUCCCAACUUCCAACACAGAUUAGCAAAUCAGGAAGGUCCUAUACUUGGGCGACAACAGACUCCAGCUAAUGGGCAUUUGCCUGGAAUUGCUGGUAGCCCAGUGCAAGGAAGACACACCAUGGUGUCCCAGGGUACGCAGAGCAGUCCCAUUCUGACCAGACAGUAUCCUGUCACCCAGGGGAUUCAGAGUAGUCCAAUUCUCAGCAGGCAGCCAAUGGGACAAGCUGUCCAGAGCAGUCCAGUCCUCAACCGACAGGCAUCCCUGAAUCAACCAAACCAAAGCAGUCCAGUGUUGAGUAGACAGCCGUCCAUUACUCAACCCAACCAAGGCAGCCCCGUCCUAAGCAGACAGUCCUCACUUACUCAUCCCAGUCAGGGUAGUCCCAUUCUAGGACGCCACCCUUCCCUAACACAGGGUAGCCCCAGCCUGGACAGGCACCCGAUGUACAGCGGUUACACCACUCCAGAAGAGCGACAUGGAGCUCUGUCACGCCAAAGCAGCUCUUCAGGAUACCAGCCGCCAUCUACGCCUUCAUUCCCAGUGUCUCCAGCAGGAUACAUAGAGGGAGUGGGAUUCAGACAGGGGAGUCCUGCACUCCAGCCUCAGCUGCCUGAAAAGAGACGCAUGUCCAGCAGUGACCGCACCAAUGGUGGCCUGUCCUACGGGACGCUCAAUGGGAAGAUGUCCUCGCCGGUGUCAAGUGGUGGCAGCACUCCGAGUGUUCAUUUCUUCCACACGCUCCCCGAUUUCUCCAAACUCAACAUGUGUGAUGGAAGUCCAGAAACCAGAAUGAACGUGAAGUUUGUCCAGGACACGUCCAAAUUCUGGUAUAAACCAGAUAUCUCUCGAGACCAAGCGAUUAACAUGCUGAAGGAUCAAGAUCCCGGAGCCUUUGUGAUUCGGGACAGUCAUUCAUUCAGAGGAGCCUACGGCUUGGCCAUGAAAGUUGCUUCACCACCUCCAACCACUCAACCUACAAAGAAAGCUGGAGACGUCACUAACGAGUUGGUGAGACAUUUUCUUAUUGAGACGAGUCCAAAGGGUGUGAGACUGAAGGGCUGUCCCAACGAGCCAUACUUUGGCUGCCUGUCUGCACUGGUCUACCAGCACUCCAUCACUCCACUGGCACUGCCCUGCAAACUAGUCAUACCAACCAGAGAUCCUCUGGAAGAGUCACCUGAGAUCGCAACACCAACCAACCCGGCGGCAGACAUGCUCAAGCAGGGCGCAGGGCAGAAGAGUUCAGCUGACGGCCAUGCAUGCAAUGUCCUGUACAUCAACUCUGUGGAUAUGGAGUCUCUGACUGGACCUCAAGCCAUCGCCAAAGCCAUUUCAGAAACCAUGAAUGCCAGUCCGGCACCCUCAGCCACCAUUGUUCACUUCAAGGUGUCGGCACAAGGCAUCACACUCACCGACAACCAGAGAAAGCUUUUCUUCAGACGCCAUUAUCCCAUCGGCACAGUCACGUUCUGUGAUAUUGAUCCACAGGAGAGGAAGUGGAACAAACCAGAGGGUGGCACUGCCAAAUUCUUUGGUUUUGUGGCCAGAAAGCAAGGCAGCACGACAGACAACGUCAGUCAUCUGUUCGCAGAGAUGGACCCAGAUCAGCCGGCCUCGGCCAUCGUCAACUUUGUCUCUAAAGUGAUGAACAGCUCUCAGAAGCGGUGAAGCUCUUCACGCAGCACUGCUUUUCAAAGGACACUUUCCUUUCGCUCUCUUUGGAUUAUAUUUUGAGUUUCUGUAUGUUUGGGCUGUGUGUGAAUGUGAACGUGAGGAAGGGCUAUUGGGACGGCAGUGAGGAUGAGGGACAGAGGAAGUGCAGUGUGGGUGAAGAGGAGUGACGUACAGUAUGGAUGGGAGGUGAUCUUCAUCUCGGAGCAGCAGAUGUGGGAAUGAUGUCAGUGAUUUUGUUGCUUUUUUAAGAAAAAAAAGAGGAAAUGUAAAAAAAAAGAAGUCAAGGAGGCUAAAAUGUGGGGCUGAUGUACCAAAGAUAAGAGAGCAGUCAGGACGAACCAAUCCUUAUUCAAGCAUUCUUGUAUAUCUAGAGAAAAAAAAACCACGGCUGCUUUGUCAAAACUGUACAUAUGAACCGAAGCAUCACCUCUUUUCUUUCUGAAAGCGGCUCUUGCUUCUGACGCUACAAGUGCAAGAUAUUUUUUUCUCCUGAACUCUGGAUGAGAAUUUUACAGGUCACUUGUGUAUAAGCUAAAAUUAGGCACGGGCCGGUAUAAGAUUCUGACGGUAUGAUAACAUUGGAUAAAAAUAUUGUUUUACGGUAUUGUGAUUACUGCUCUAAAAUAUAUUCUUUUUAAAUGUCUGGGUAAAAAAAACAAACCUUUUCCCCCUUCGAAACACAAUAUAUUUUAUUUUGUAUAUUAAUAUAAUUUUUUUGGUUUUGUGAAACUUUUAAAAUAUUUUGGAUCAGUAAAAAUGUCAAUCUACGGUGGCCGAGAGAGCUUAACGUGCGCCUAUUUAAGAAAACACAAGCAAUUACAAAAACCAGCAAAUUAAGAAAGGGGACCCAAAAACAUGACAGACCCUGCUGAGAUAUGGAUGUGUUAUUAUGCCGUAACUGUUGCUCAGUGAGUUUGUUGGUGGACUUUUAAAGGUGAGCUUAUUUUUGUUUAUAUUAAUAUCCUGAUUACACAAUUCCAUUGUCUUUUGUAAAUUAUUAGCCUAAAUAAACUGAUGAUUAAAUGUGAAAAGUUGUAUAAAUGCAGCGCGUUUCUUCAGUUGUUUGUGUUGUGAGAAAUUGCAAGAGGUGUGCUGUCAAAAUGAAGAUCGUUUCUUAAUUUGCAGGUGUUUUUUGUAAUUGCAUGCGUUUUCUUAAAUUGCAGCGCGUUAAACUUUCUCGGCCACCGUAAAUAACACAGAUUUCAUUACAAUUUAAAACGGCAUCUUGGAUAUCUUUUGUGCUGAGAUACUGUUGAUACUAAAAAGCUUAAAACAAAACAUAAAAAAACACAGUAGAAACGGUUUAGCAGAAAACUAUAGCUUUUUUAAACCGCGGUAUACCUUGAAAACGGUUAUCGUCCUAUGCCUAGCUAAAAGUCUACAUUCACUCGAAUGGAUAUAGUUCACCUAAAUAGUUAAAUUACCUCAUUAUAUAUUCAUCAUUCAUUUUUACUUCUGUUGAAUACAAAAGUAGCUAUUUUAAAGAAUGCUGGUUGCUGGCACCAACUGACCUCC
Messenger RNA from Danio aesculapii, 7213 nucleotides. It is a transcript of the gene tns1b, whose product is annotated as tensin 1b. Bases 215 to 5692 code for a protein of 1825 amino acids. The record is from RefSeq and is a predicted model, not a curated record. The transcript has 34 exons. Gene Ontology annotation, molecular function: protein binding. Lineage: Eukaryota; Metazoa; Chordata; Actinopteri; Cypriniformes; Danionidae. Gene Ontology annotation, biological process: fibroblast migration.